Molecule: messenger RNA, 2510 nt
Organism: Argiope bruennichi
Lineage: Eukaryota; Metazoa; Arthropoda; Arachnida; Araneae; Araneidae
Exons: 2
Coding region: 86-2113 (675 amino acids)
Source: RefSeq, a predicted model, not a curated record
CUCCUUUCUCCAGGGCUCUCAUCACUAGAAGAGUUUUCUGGACGAAACUUAUGCUUAGCUAUCGAAAUUUAGGAAGUAAGUGAACAUGAAACCAGCGGCGUGCAGACAGUUUUCAGCAUCGCAGAUUCUUUCCAUGAUGGUAGCCCUCUUUGUUUUCUUCUCUUUGCUGACUUCAUCUACAAGUUUCACGCCACCUAAAAUAAUUUACGGUGGUUGGACUCCUAUAUUACCUGGCCACCCUUUCUUCUUCGCAGGUAAAAGACACUAUCAACAGUAUCAAGUUCAGAGUAAACCUCAUUACAGCCAAAUUAGUUCUCAAUACACGCAUCAUUCAUAUUCUCCAAAUGUGCACAACACAGUAGAUCAACAUGUUCAAUAUGGAAAUUAUGGCCAUCAUGAGCCACAUUCAGAAAUAUACCACAGCCAAUCAGUUAAUUAUCAUAACCAUCCAAGAGAACCACGUAUUAAUUCAAAUGGUCAAAAAAGCAAAAAGAAUAUCUUCGCUUAUUAUCCUCCUCAAUCCUCUUACGAUAAUCCAAAUCCAAACGAAAAUUUAGAUUAUAAACCAGUGUAUUUAGAAGUUCCGAGAAAACCAUUUGAACUUUUUGAAAAUCCGCAUAAAGCAGUGCCGUACAUUUUACCAUCAUUGAAAGAACUUUUUCCUAAAGGUUUGAAAAUUUCUGACCAGGGAAAAGAUCAAACAUAUCUUAAAAUUGCUCCAAUCGGAAAAGUUAAUCCUCAUUCCAUCUACCCUAUUGGACAUAUAAGUCUUGGUAACCUUCAAUAUAUACCUAACUUGCACCCUAAAACAGAAUAUAAAUCAGGCCAUGCUUCAACAAUACCAGUGCAUUUGAGAAAUCAGGAAAAAGCUAUUUACCUACCUGAAUCUCAUCCACAAAGUUCUCGCCAUCAAACUAAGUAUAAUUCUUUGAACAUUAAUCAUAAUUCAGAACCUCAUGGUAUCCCUGAUAUUAUUAAUAACUUUAGGGGUACUGAUUUCCCAUAUCACAGAGGAAUUCAAAAUCAAGGAAUCUCGGACAACUCCAAACCUAAUGAAUACGUUAAUUACCAACCUUUGCACGAUGUUUCAUCUUCCAAAAGCGGUGGCGCAACAUCGUAUUAUUUGGAAGAUCCAAAUUACAGAAACAAAGCAUUAAUAGUUGAUUCUUCACUCCAGGGUCAUGGUAAAACUUAUCCAACAACUUCAGAAGUAUAUCAUGAUACCAAAUAUGUGCCAUCAGAAGACAUUCAUUCUGACAAGCCAAAAGAACUAAUUUUGCCUUCCACUGGAGAAGGAAUUUCAAAUAAUGAUAUAAAAUUAUUAGGAACUAAAGUGGGAUCUUACAAUCCUUCAAAACACUAUUAUGUGUUAAAUUCACAGAAGCCUGUUUUAUCUCCAGGAAGCUAUCAUUUCGAUCAAUAUCCAAAAAUGUAUCCAAAAGCAAUAUCUUACAAAGGAGCAAAGCAUUCAUUGGUUCCGAAGCUCCUUGAGACUUAUAUUCCUAGAAAUUCUAAGGUUAAGACGCUUUAUCAGAAGCCAAGCAUAUUAACUCACAUUCGAGGAACUCCAGCAAUAGUAGAAAGAGAGGUAGCAAUAAUUCAUGUACCAGUUGAUGAGUCUGAACAUUCACCAGAUGGUACUCAAAGUUAUUCAGAAAAUUCAGAAAUCCUGUUCUCAUCAGCAAGCACACCACGAACAGUUGAAUUUAGAAACUUUUAUCACGGCAAUGACAGUAAACAGUUUCAUCCCCAAAACGAGCAUAACUCGCCUUUUGUUUUGAACAAAACUCUCACGAAUCAUAUCCACAAACAUCACGAAGAUCCAGAAGUAGUGAGCAAAGAAGAUGAUGAAUGCAUAUUUGUUGGAACGCGCGGUCUGAUUCGAGAUGAUGACAGCAGUUCCAGUGAGAAUGAUGCUUCUGAUUCGUCAAAAGAAUCUGCGAAAAAACAGUUUUUCCACGCCUAUUACGCGCCUUCGGAUCAUGUACCUCCUAAAGGAUAUGUAAAAAUGACAGUUCAUGAAUUCAAAAAAUUAUUCAAGAAUGCAGAAAUACAAUACAUCAAGAGAGAUCAAGGUGAACUAUUUCGUUCGCUUCACAAAUCUAGUAAAUAAAAUCAUUUUCCGAAUUUAAAACAACAGAAAAAAAGGAUAGUUUAGUCAUGCUUUUGCUGACAAAUGUUUGCCAUAUCUAUAAACAGUCAAAGCUUUUCUAUCCAUGUAUUCAGAUAUCAUUCUGGAGUAGAUGUAUUUUUGUUAUUUGUGCAGCUUCAAGUAUUAUUUAGUAUUAUUCUGUUGUUGUGAGUGGCAAUAAUAGAGCUUCCAAUGACGGUGCAAGAACAAAUUUAUGUACAAAGUCUAAUAAGUUCACGAAUACACAUUUUUUUUUACUUAAAAAAUUGUUACUCGUAUCCAUAAAAUAUUCCAAUUCCAUUCAUGUUGAAAUGUUUUUAGUGUAACUUUUGUUAUCAGUAUAUAUUAUGCAGAUGAAAAUUCCAUUAAAUGGAUCUAC